Molecule: messenger RNA, 4777 nt
Organism: Cynoglossus semilaevis (tongue sole)
Lineage: Eukaryota; Metazoa; Chordata; Actinopteri; Pleuronectiformes; Cynoglossidae
Product: zinc finger MYM-type protein 4-like
Exons: 21
Coding region: 117-3734 (1205 amino acids)
Molecular function (GO): zinc ion binding
Source: RefSeq, a predicted model, not a curated record
GAUCAGUGGCGCACUGAAAAUUCAUCCCAGUGUCCAGGGAAACGCGGAUCUGACUUGCUCGUAUUUAAUGAGGUACGGCAGUGCUGCGAAGCGCGGCGUCUGAGGCUUAAUUAAACAUGGCGGACUCUGAGGAAUAUAGAAUUAAACGUUUAAAGCACGAGGAGCGUCUGUCCAGAGUGUUCGAUGAAGUGAUGGGACUCGGGGACUUCGCCGAGUCGUCCCGAGGCUCCGCCACUUCAUCAAGGAGCGGAGGUCCUGAAGAUCCAAAAGGAGCAGAUGAGACGUCGGGACAAGGGGAGGAGCAACCGAUGGAGGAGGAGGACAGUGAUGGCAGUAAACAAGAGGAGAAGAUGGAAGAGGGGACGGGGGAGUCGUCCUCCCCCCCCAUCACCUCCUCCUCCUCGUUCGCCAUCAGAACGAACGACGGAGGAGGAAGUGGCAGCGCCGCGUUUGAUGAUGCGCUGGAUGGCCUUCCGGUGUCUGGGCCAGAGGAGGAUGAAGACGAAGACUGGCAUUUUGCCUUGCCCAUGGGUUCCCUGGAAGAUGUUGACGUGAAAAAGAAAAACAAGAAUAAACCAAAAACUGAAAAAGAUCAAACCUAUUCCAGUCCCCCGGAGCCUCCGGUGAGGGAGGACGAUGAAAGCACCGACUCGGCCAACACCUCACACUCCUCCAGACACCGCAGUCCAGACAACAGUCGAGGUGCUGGUGUCCCUAACCAGGACGAGGAGACAGAGGACAGUCAACAGAAGUCAGACACGCCUCCAGACGACCCUCGUCUGUCUCCAAAAAUAAAAGACGAGCCAGUGGACGAGGGCUACGACGCCGCCCUGCUGCCUCAGAGCAGCAUCAAACAGGUCAAAGAGGAGCUGGAACAUCAAGAGGAGGAGCUGAGGAUCAGUUCCGUGUACUCUGUAGGAGGAACCAACACCUUUGUGUCUCCGACCGCAGCAGCAGCAGCAGCAGCAGUGGUUCCAGCAGCAGCAGCAGCAUCAGCAGCAGCAGCAGCAUCAGUGCCUUCAGCCAUCGCAGCACGCCACUCCACCGCCAUCUUCAUCCCAGGCAGAGGAGCUGUGCUUCAAGCUAUGGCUCCCAUUCACGUCCGACCACCGGCUCCCAUCACCAGUUCUCUUCAGGCUCUCGUACCCGUGGCCUCACGUCCACCUGCGCCCCCUGUCCCUGGGAGUGUGCGCUGCAGUGGCUGCUCAAAGGUCCUGCUGAAAGCGAAAACCGCCUCCCCACGGAAAGCAGCAGUGGUCCCAGCAGCAGCAGCAGCAUCAGCAGCAGCAGCAGCAUCAGUGCCUUCAGCCAUCGCAGCACGCCACUCCACCGCCAUCUUCAUCCCAGGCAGAGGAGCUGUGCUUCAAGCUAUGGCUCCCAUUCACGUCCGACCACCGGCUCCCAUCACCAGUUCUCUUCAGGCUCUCGUACCCGUGGCCUCACGUCCACCUGCGCCCCCUGUCCCUGGGAGUGUGCGCUGCAGUGGCUGCUCAAAGGUCCUUCUUAAAGGUCAAACCGCCUUCCAAAGGAAAGGUUCCACGCAGCUGUUCUGCUCCACCGUCUGUUUGACGGGACAUCUGCCCCCUGCCAGCAGGGCCAGGAGUUGUUUCCAGUGCAACAAGGACAUCCUUCAGCCCAGGGACAUGGUCAUCAUUCCAGGUGAAGGCCCCAACUCCUUUCUGAACUUCUGUGGUCAGUUCUGUCUGUCAGUUUUCCGACACAAGAAGAAAACCAAUGAGAAGAUUGUUGACAAAUGGGCUGAGCAGAAAGUGGAGAAGAAACCUGAGAAGCAGCCGGAGAAGAGUGCAGACAAGUCGGUCUGUAGUGUCUGUAGAACCACAGGGAAGAUUGAACACGAGGUCACCCUCCAAGGUCGUCUCCACAGACUGUGCAGCGACACCUGUUUCUUGUCCUGGCGUAAGAUCCGUCAGUUGGCCAUGAACAGCUGUGAGGGCUGCGGUCUGUACGUCAGCAGCAGCUCCAGCUCCUGCCACAGCCUCACCAUCGACCAGUGUCAGCUCAACUUCUGUGGCCCCACCUGUAUCAACUCCUACAAACAGACCUGCAAGAAGUCCAUAGACUGCGCCUGCUGCCACAAGCCCACCCCGGUGUCCUCCACCAUCCUGGAACGAGAUCACAGGGGCAAAUGUCGUUCUUCUUCAGGUACUUCAUUUCCAUGUACUCUGUGCAAAGUCCUAGCUGUUCCUCAGUAUCAUCUGGCCAUGGUUGACGGCACCAUCCGGAAUUUCUGCUCCUACGACUGUGUCUCCGUGUUCAGGAAAUCUGGGAACAUCUCUCAGACAGACCUGACCAAUGGAACCUCCUCCCCCAGGGACCCCCCCCUCUCUCAGGACCAGGCUCCUGCAGCCCCUUACUCAAGCUACCAUCCCAGUCAUACCUCAGUCCCCCCACUGGUGCCUGCCCCGACCCCCCCCUCCGUGAGCAGGGCGGCUGCAGACGUCUCCAGACUGACCUGCCAUCACUGCAGCAAACGCUUCAGCUCCAAACCACUGCUGUUCUCUCAUCAGGGCCGGAUCUCUGUGUUCUGCAGCGUUUGCUGCUGUGAAGAUUUCAAAACCCAGAAGAAAGUCCUGGCUCUGUGUGAGUUCUGUAAAGAAGAGAAGGUUCCCUGUGAGGUUCUCUACUACAACCAGGACGACGUGGCUCUGUGCUCCCAGAAGUGUUUACAACUCUUCAAGGAGAACGUGACGGCUCAAGACAAGGACCAAUCGUGGCGUCCGUGCUCCUACUGUUCUGGGAUCAGUCAGAAGACGCUGCUCAGUCACUACGGGGGGAAAGUGGAGGAGUUCUGUCGCCCACACUGCAUGUCCCAGUACACCAUCCUCUACUACGGGAUGGCGCGCUGUGACAGCUGCAGGAAACAGGGCUACAUGACGGAGAAGCUUCAGUGUUUGGGUUCUGUCCGUAACUUCUGUAACCUGGCCUGCCUCCUCCAGUACUGCCACUAUCACUUCGAGCCCAAACCCACCGAGCCACAGACACAGUCACAGACACCACAGGCUCCGCCGCAGCAGCACCAAUCAGAUGUGAACCCUGUCAUAGCUGGUGUCGUCUCAUUGGCCAAUGGCUCCGCCUCUCAGCCCAGCGUGUCAGCAGACGCUGAUCUGACUGGUGCAGUUCCAACGUCCACCACUGACACCAAGAACCUUGACCAUGCCAGUACUCAGACGGACGCCAUGCGCGUGCCCGUGCCCCGACGACGUCAAAUGAAGAACAAGUCGGUUCUGUGUCGACCGUUCACUCUGGACCAGGAGACCAUGUGUGAGCUGCCGUCACGACCACAGGCUCCACCGGACGCCACCGCACAACCGUCCACUGAAGAGUCCACGUCGCCCAAACCGCCGCGAGACCCACGGCCGUGUAACGGACUUCCUGCCCGUCUGAGUGGACGUCAUUUCCUGGGCGUGAGAGAGAGCGACUCGGACUGCAGGGUGUGUUCACAACCCAGGAGGAAAAAGAUAGACGAGGGGGAGGAGGGGGAGGUGGAGGAGGGGGAGGAGCAGCCCAGGAAGAAACUCAAAGACUGUGAAGAGAGGAGCAGCGCCACCAGUGGACAGACUUUGUAUUACUGUAAGACUUGUCCAGGAGAACCCAGCCUCUGUCCUGUGCCCUGCUUUGAGUUCUACCACACCAGGCUGAUCUACAAAAGUGCCCUGGAGCUGGAGUCGGCCGGGGAACCGAACCCUCGGAGCCACAGUCCGGUCCAGAGCUGAGGAGGCGUCGACGACCGCUGGCUCCUCAGUGACCUGGGCCUGGACCGGUUCUAGGUCUGACCCCGGUCCACACCUACUCCACAUACUUUUCUGUUUUAAUCCCAGAUUCAUCAGAGAAUAUUUGUAAACGCAGCAGAUGGGAUGAGAACCGACAACCUGCCGUGGUUCCACCGUCUGUGACAUCACGCUGCGUGUUCAAAUGAAACCUCCGUCGAAGUGAAGAUAACCAGGACGUUGGUCCGUUUUUAUCCUCUGUCUCUCCAUGACCUUUGACCUCACUCCCUCGCUUAAAUAGUAUCGACAAAAAAAAUGCCAAGAACCUCAUACUGUACUGAAAACUGAAAACUUGACAGAACAGGACUGAGUAGUUAGGCUGGAGGGGGGAGAGGGGGGGUGGUCUCUGCUUCACCCCCCCACAGCGGUAACGACAUCGUUGACCCGGUGAUUCAACAGUUUGAACUGUGAUUGUGCUCAGGCUCUCUCACCCAUUUACUGGAGGAAACAGCGCACCACAGUGGACAGAUUUGGUAUGACACUAAAACGACAGCCUAAAGACUCGGUGUUAAAACAGUUGUUCUCUCACCAACAGUGUUAAUUAUUAUUAUUAUUAAUAUAAAGACCUUUUGUUGAGCAGUCGCUUUAAAGUCACUGAGGGUUUUUUGUUUUUUUUGGGGUUUUUUUUCCACAGAGACUUAAAUGUGAAUCUGCUCUUUUCAUUAAACAGAAUUCCAGGAAGGAUCCAGUGCUGGUUCCAUAGUUACCAGUGGAUGACUGUGUAAACUAGUACAGGUGUGUGUGUGUGUGUGUGUGUUCAGAUGUUACUGUAAAAAAAGAAUGUAAUUUAAAUACACACAGGUUCAAUUAAAUGUUCGUUACACGCUGUAUUAAAUAUAUAUAUAUAAAUAUAUAUAUAUAUAUUAUAAACCACUUUUUUAUUCAAGUUUCUCAGACACACGUCGUUUGAUUGAUUUCUACGUUGUCAACACCUGAAAUAUGGUUUGUUGUUAAAUGACAAAAAUGAUAUUUCAAUAAAUACUUUUUGA